AUGGGAAUCCGAGGGUUGGUUUUACAACUCAUAGUUUUCGGGGUUGUGUUAGCAGCUGCAUCAGGAGAAGCCUAUCCUAUAGCCAAACCUGACUGCCAAGAUAAAUGCGGCGAUGUCACAUUACCAUAUCCAUUCGGCACAACAGAAGAAUGUUACUACGACCCAGAAUUCCUCAUAACUUGCAACGACACUUUUGAUCCUCCAAAAGCAUUUCUGACGGCAAGUGCUAUAAAUGUUACCAGCAUAACUCUUGGAGGGAAACUGCAUAUCUUGCAAUAUAUAGCUAGAGAUUGUUAUGCGGAAUCUGGUUCACCGAUUGCCGAUAAUAAACCCUGGCUCCGUCUGUCCAAAUUCGUUAUCUCUGAUACCGAUAACAAGUUUACCGCUGUUGGUUGCGAUACAGAAGCAUUCGUUAACGGUUCACAAGGAGAAAAAGAUUUCAAGGUCGGUUGCCUAUCGGUCUGUGAUAGUAUUGACUAUGUAUCUAAUGGUUCUUGCUCUGGCGUUGGAUGUUGCCAAACAUCAAUUCCUAAAGGACUUGAUUAUGUUGAAUUAACUGUGAGUAGUUACGAUAAUCAUACCAGAGUGUGGGACUUUAAUCCUUGCAGCUAUGCCUUCAUUGUUGAAGCCAAUCAGUUCAAUUUUUCAUCAACUUAUCUUCAAGAUCUAAGAAAUGUGAACUCACUUCCUGUGGUUCUUGAUUGGGCAAUUGGAAAUGAAACCUGUGAACAAGUUAAAAACAACAUGACGCCUUAUGCAUGUCAGGGGAACAGCACUUGUAUUGAUGCUGAAAAUGGAUCUGGGUACCAUUGCAAGUGCUUGGAGGGUUACGAAGGAAACCCAUACCUCCCUAAUGGUUGCCGAGAUAUAGAUGAAUGCCAGGGCUCUAGUCUCCAUGACUGCGAAAGAAGCUGUAUAAACAUAGAAGGCUAUUUCACAUGUUUGUGCCCGAAGGGGCACCAUGGGGAUGGAAGAAAAGAUGGAGAGGGUUGCAUUCCUAAUCGGUCACUGGUAAUUCAGGUCACUGUUGGGAUUAGCGUAGGCCUUACAGGAUUGCUAAUGGGUGGGACUUGGUUGUACUGGGGAUUCAAUAAAUGGAAGCUCAUCAAACUCAAAGAGAAGUUCUUCCGCCAAAAUGGAGGUUUUAUGUUACAACAGCAAUUAUCAGGGCGGGAAGGGUCGACCACAGAAACGGCAAAAAUCUUUACAGCUGAGGAACUUGAGAAGGCCACUGACAACUAUGAUGAAAGCAGAAUUAUUGGCCGUGGGGGAUAUGGUACAGUUUAUAAAGGAACUCUAUCAAAUGGGAAAAUUGUUGCCAUCAAAAAGUCUAAAUUGGUGGAUCAAAGUCAAAUUGAGCAAUUUAUUAAUGAGGUGAUUGUGCUCUCCCAAAUCAACCACAGGAAUGUGGUAAAGCUUUUAGGUUGUUGCUUGGAGACAGAGGUUCCAUUGCUUGUUUAUGAAUUUGUUAACAAUGGAACCCUCUUUGAACACAUCCAUACCAAAAGUAAAGUUUCACCACUUCCAUGGGAAACCCGUUUGAGGAUAGCUGCAGAAACUGCUGGAGUGCUGUCGUAUUUGCACUCUUCAGCUUCUAUACCUAUCAUCCAUAGAGAUAUCAAGUCCACAAAUAUUCUAUUAGACGAUCAUUAUACUGCCAAAGUGGCCGAUUUUGGUGCUUCGAGGUUGGUUCCUUUGGAUCAAGAAGGAUUAUCUACAAUAGUCCAAGGUACUCUUGGAUAUUUAGAUCCUGAAUACUUGCACACAAGCCAACUGACCGAGAAAAGCGAUGUAUAUAGCUUUGGAGUUGUCCUUAUUGAACUACUUACUGGCAAGAAGGCACUUUCCUUUGACAGGCCUGAGAAUGAAAGGAAUCUUGCUAUGCAUUUCGUUUCUGCUCUGAAAGAAGAACGCUUGGCAGAAGUUCUUGAUGAAUGUGUCUUAAACAAGGCAAAUCCACAGCAACUUAACGAAGCUGGUAGCCUUGCAACACGGUGUGUGAGAGUUAAAGGGGAGGAAAGACCCACAAUGAAGGAAGUAGCUAUGGAACUAGAGGGACUGAGAAUAAUGGUCCAGCAUCCAUGGGUAAAUGAUGAGUUGAAUCUGGAGGAGACAGAGUACUUGCUUGGUGAAUCACUUGACGCCGUUGAUUAUAGGGGAAGUACAAAUAUGAAUGCCGGAUAUGAUAGCAUGAGGAACCAAGAAAUUGUGCCCGUACAUGACGGUAGAUGA
This is a messenger RNA of Pistacia vera, 2232 nucleotides long. RefSeq names its product wall-associated receptor kinase 2-like. The record is from RefSeq and is a predicted model, not a curated record. The transcript has 3 exons. Gene Ontology annotation, molecular function: calcium ion binding; ATP binding; polysaccharide binding. Bases 1 to 2232 code for a protein of 743 amino acids. Gene Ontology annotation, cellular component: plasma membrane. Gene Ontology annotation, biological process: protein phosphorylation; cell surface receptor signaling pathway. NCBI's taxonomy places the organism in Eukaryota, Viridiplantae, Streptophyta, Magnoliopsida, Sapindales, Anacardiaceae.